This is a messenger RNA of Hipposideros armiger (great roundleaf bat), 3037 nucleotides long. RefSeq names its product corticotropin releasing hormone receptor 1 (gene CRHR1). The record is from RefSeq and is a predicted model, not a curated record. Gene Ontology annotation, biological process: adenylate cyclase-activating G protein-coupled receptor signaling pathway; cell surface receptor signaling pathway. Gene Ontology annotation, molecular function: G protein-coupled peptide receptor activity; corticotropin-releasing hormone binding; corticotropin-releasing hormone receptor activity. Bases 493 to 1863 code for a protein of 456 amino acids. Gene Ontology annotation, cellular component: neuron projection; plasma membrane. Lineage: Eukaryota; Metazoa; Chordata; Mammalia; Chiroptera; Hipposideridae. The transcript has 13 exons.
CUGCUCUCGAGCGCGGGCGCCCCCAGCCCCGGGCCGGCGGGGGACGUGGGUGGGCUGUGGUGCUGGCGGCGGUGGUGGUGGGGUCACUGGGCAGAGCUGCACACAGGUCUGGGCGCGGCUGGGAUUUGAGGGGCAGCCCAACUCCCUCUCCGUGGACCUUUGGAGCCGGCGUUGGGUGGGAGGGAGGACAACACAGGUGAAAAAAUAAAUCGUGGUGGCGAAGCUGCCGGGAUGUUGGCGGAGGAGUGGGUCCGCCCACCCGGGUAACCAGCUCUGUGCCGAGAAUCGCUUUAGGCUUUGGGAGUCCCAGCUCGGUUCCACCUCCUACCCCUCCCAGGCAGACCCCGGCCCCGGGACAGGAGGCUCUGGAGAUGAGCUCCCUGCGCGUCCCAGUACCCUCUCAUCAGCUACCCUUGUUUGCACGCCCCCGCCCUGUUCCUGAGAGCUCCUUCCUGCCCCUUCCCCUCCGCGGAAAGCUGCAAGUCCAGGGAGAUGAAUAUCACCCGCGCCUCCGAGCCCUUGAUCAAUAUCGCAAUCUCCGCGGAGGAGACGGCGCAGUCGGAGGCCCUUCUCCUCCUGGGGCUGAGUCCCAUCUCCACCUCCCUUCAGGACCAGCAUUGUGAGAGCCUGUACCUGGUCAGCAACAUCUCUGGACUGCAGUGCAAUGCAUCCGUGGAUCUCAUUGGCACCUGCUGGCCGCGGAGCCCCGCAGGGCAGCUGGUGGCUCGACCCUGCCCUGCCUUUUUCUACGGUGUCCGCUACAACACCACAAAUAACGGCUACCGGGAGUGCCUAGCCAACGGCAGCUGGGCCGCCCGCGUGAACUACUCAGAGUGCCAGGAGAUCCUCACUGAGGAGGCGCAGCCCCUGUCGGGGGCAGGACGGGGCAGCUGCUGGCAGGUGGUGGUGAAGCGGCUCCCACACUCUGUGCUCCUCUUGUUCACGGGGCCUGUGAACGAACCUGGGGCGUCGCGCCAUUCUGGACUCCCAGACAUUGUUAUUACCCAGGGGCUUUGCAGCGCGGAUUUGUGGAAACCUGCUGCCCCCAGGAGCAUCCGGUGCCUGAGGAACAUCAUCCACUGGAACCUCAUCGCGGCCUUCAUCCUGCGCAAUGCCACGUGGUUUGUGGUCCAGUUCACCAUGAGCCCUGAAGUCCACGAGAGCAACGUGGGCUGGUGCAGGUUGGUGACAGCUGCCUACAACUACUUCCAUGUGACCAACUUCUUUUGGAUGUUCGGGGAGGGCUGCUACCUGCACACGGCCAUUGCGCUCACCUACUCCACUGACCGGCUGCGCAAGUGGAUGUUCAUCUGCAUUGGCUGGGGUGUGCCUUUCCCCAUCAUUGUAGCCUGGGCCAUUGGGAAACUGUACUACGACAAUGAGAAGUGCUGGUUUGGCAAAAGGCCUGGAGUGUACACCGACUACAUCUACCAGGGCCCCAUGAUCUUGGUCCUGCUGAUCAAUUUUAUCUUCCUUUUCAACAUCGUUCGCAUCCUCAUGACCAAACUUCGGGCGUCCACCACGUCUGAGACCAUUCAGUACAGGAAGGCUGUGAAGGCCACUCUGGUGCUGCUCCCCCUCCUGGGCAUCACGUACAUGCUGUUCUUCGUGAACCCCGGGGAGGACGAGGUCUCCCGGAUCGUCUUCAUCUACUUCAACUCCUUCCUGGAAUCCUUCCAGGGCUUCUUCGUGUCCGUGUUCUACUGUUUCCUCAACAGCGAGGUCCGCUCUGCCAUCCGGAAGAGGUGGCACCGAUGGCAGGACAAGCACUCGAUCCGCGCCCGUGUAGCCCGCGCCAUGUCCAUCCCGACCUCCCCGACCCGUGUCAGCUUUCACAGCAUCAAGCAGUCCACAGCGGUCUGAGCUGGAGGGCCAUGGAGCAGCCCCCCGAGAUCUGUGGUGGGGAAGACGGUCGCCAGGCUCAGUUGGCUGCUCUGUCUGUGGAGGGGACCAGCUCCUUCCCACCCCCUGUGCCCCCAGGAGCCCUGGCCCUGGGACCUGGGAGGCCCCUCCCUGAUCCCUGGCUGAACACGAGUUCUAGAUCUAUGAGAGAAGCCACAGUCUGGGCCACAGGACAAGUGGAAAAUAACCCCUAGGACUGGGCUGGGCCAGUCCUCCUUAGAGAAUGGACUGGGAACGGAGUGGGAACGGAGUGGGAAUGGGGACCUGGGAAACCCAAAGCAGUACAUGCUCCCUCCAAGAGGUGGCUUCUCCCAGAACACAAGGUGGCCAGCGCUGGAGACCUAGGGCUUCCUCAGCAACUGUAGGGGCAAUUCGCUGCCCCAGGGGCAUCAUGGGAAACUCUUGUGACAGCAUCCUAACCACCAUGAUGAUGCCUCCAGACCUUAGCAAUGCCUUCCAACACCGCUGGGAACCAAUGCCACGUUGUCAGAGCCCUGGAGACAUUAGAAAUCGGUGGCACCAUCAGACAUCAGGCCAUAUCACUAGAAAUCCUCCCAAGCCACCAGAACUUCAUGUGGCCCUGUGGCACUGACACCAGAAAUGCCCUGCCUUGCUGCUUUGCACCCUUGGACCUUUACUACCCUACUGGCCACAUGGGCUCCCUCUCCUUAACUUCCUGCCUCAGGUGUCUCCCACUUUGUGAGAAGAUGGGGGGCAGGGGGUGACGGAGUGGCCUGUGAGCAAGAGCCAGAGUGUGCCCCAGCCAAGCCAGCCUCCCUUUGAGAAGGUAGAGAAUAAUACUUGGGGCCAUCCAGCCUGCUGGCUUCAGAGAUCUGGCCUCUGGGCAACCCAUCCGGUGGUCACAGGGAGCUUGUGGCCCCUGGAUGGCCUCUGGGGCAGCACUGUUAGCUAAGCCAAGAUAGGAGAAGGGGCAGGACCCUCAGCCCCUCUCUGCCCCUAGUGCCCUGGGGCAAAUAGUCAGAUGGUCGCUUAUACCCAGGUAUAGACUGACCCAGCCCUCACUGGACCCACCCAUGUCCAGAGGUACUGGACAGCCAGAACAGGGUUUUGGGGGUGCAGGGGUGGGAAAUGAGGGUGGAUGAUGUAAAUAAUAAUAUUUAUCUUUCAACCAGCA